Molecule: messenger RNA, 5617 nt
Organism: Doryrhamphus excisus (bluestripe pipefish)
Lineage: Eukaryota; Metazoa; Chordata; Actinopteri; Syngnathiformes; Syngnathidae
Gene: svilc
Product: supervillin c
Biological process (GO): actin polymerization or depolymerization; actin filament severing; cytoskeleton organization
Cellular component (GO): cytoplasm; actin cytoskeleton
Molecular function (GO): actin filament binding; phosphatidylinositol-4,5-bisphosphate binding
Source: RefSeq, a predicted model, not a curated record
UGCAACACCUCGGCACAGCGUGACAGCGAUAGACCCCCCUUUCAUUCGACUUGUUGCACUUUAGGUGGUUGUUUCCCGGACAUAGUCUACACUUUGAGAGCCGUGGUGUCUAUUUUUACUCUCUAUCCUUGUGUGCUACGCCCCCAAGUCCUGGCCCCCUCCUCCCUAGAGGGCUGACUACUUUUGGAGCGGCUCUUGAACGUCAAGUGCUCGCUAGCUUGGCCGGGUGCUAGCAUACGCCCCCUUCUACCUCCGCUCGCUGGACAUCACAGCGUCACACGGUGUGGUGCAUCAGGGAGAUCAGGGAUGCUUUUCUGGCUCCAGACAAGAAGGACACACUCCAUCACCGCCUUUUGAUGGACACGUGAGCCAAACAGGACGUAUUUGAGUCCCAUGGGAGACACUUUUUCCGGUCCAACCAGCUGAACUGAAUCCUCGAAAAGGGACGCCAUGGAGGACCCGGUCCUGGAACCCAGGUCGGAGCGGAUCGCCCGCUACAAAGCGGAGAGGAGGCGGGAACUUGCCGAGCGCUUCGGCAACAUGGAGGACUUAACCCCCCAGCAGGUGAACAGAGAGGUGCACGACACCCCCUCGCACCGCCCGGGAGUCAACGGAAAGAUGCACAGGGUCCAGAAUGGAUCGGAAUCCACCUGCUUGUCAAGCCAGGGUUCCCAGGACUGUGCCAACACAAGCGUGGAGGCGCCCCCAGUGCAGCAGCUCCACACUCGGGUGUCAGUUGGCCAGCUGAGGACGGCUCUUCUGCAGCAGGCUGGGAGUGGAGGGGAGACGGACAAUGUCUGUGCGGCAGAUGACGGCAGAGCCACAUCCUCUCUGGACCUGGCGGUGAAGCCGGCCUCAGACGGGGGCCGCCGCCGCACACGGCGUUACCUCCCUGGCGGGUCGAGCAGCGCACGUAAAAACAGUGAGCGCUUCAGGACUCAGCCAAUCACGGCCAAUGAGAUGGAGCAUACCGGCGGGAUGGUAGAUGCUGAGGAAGAGAAGAAGAGCGAAGCCGACGCGAAAACAGAUGAAAGAGCCCAAAUGAGCGUGGCGGCCAAGAUGUCUUUAUUUAAAGAAAUGGAAAAGACGGCCGCACCCGAGGCCUCGGCCUUCCUCAAGCCUCGCUCGGGAAGCAUCUGCCACGAACGCAGGGCACGCCGCGGCAAUGACCACCGCUUCCUCACUCAGCCAAUCACCUGCGAGGAAAUGGUGGCCAUCAGUACGCCCCCCCUGCCCCCGGCCGCACCCGAGGAGGCCGACCCUCCACAGUCCGAACCAGCAGAGGGCGACGACGAGGGCUGCAAGCUUAGCGUGAGUGAGAAGCUGGCGCUCUUUAAUAAACUCUCCCUACCGGAGGCGCCGGCAGCCACGCAUGCUGACGGGCCCCCGGAGAGACGCAGACAGAAGGGGGCCCGCUACCGCACCCAGCCCAUCACGGUGGAGGAAGUCAGCCUGCUCCAGAAAGGCCCCGUGCAGCUUCCCGCCUUGUGUUUGUCCUCUCAUCUGUCUGGCAGACAGCAGGCCUCGUCUGUCAACCUGAAGCCCAGCGAGCUGCGUCUAACCCAGUCCAAACCCGACAUCAGCCCUAUAGAGCCCUGCACCUCCCAGCAGGGGAUGCAGCGAUGCGAAUCUGAGCCCGGUUUGAGAGGAAUCCUCAAGAGGAGCCGCUCGGAGCGCAGCAGGAUGCCUUGUGCUAACCUGGACGUGCCACAGGAACACUAUGAAGCUGUCCCGCACAGAGACGGUGCAGUUGAGGCGAGUACGGAUGGACCGACGCCGCCGAGAGGGGGACGUGAGGCUUCGGGAGGCUCCUUGACGGCCGCUCCCUGGAGGCAGAGGGCUCGGAACAGGCGGGAGACAAUCUCUUGCAUGCCAACACGAGCGCUGUCGGUACAUGUUGAUCAGCAGGAGGAGAGACCAGAUCAGAAGAGGCCAGAGACCACUACAUCUGUAGAACACACUGGAAGGAACAAUGAUGAAGACGCUCCAGUGAAUGGCAGCACUCCAACGUGCCAGAUGAUCAACGGUAGCAAGGAAGAAAACUGUCACCCAGAAGGAGCGAAGCCUCAAUGUUGGGGACCUGUCUUUGCCUCGGUCUAUUCCAGCAGUACACCUCAGUAUAUUGUGUGCUUCAACCAGACCAACCAGUCCUUUGAGGCACAGGAGGUGGCAUCUCCAACCAAGAACCAGAGUCCACCUCAGUGGAGGGAAAAGGCUGAAGAAGAUGGGGAGAAGAUGUGUCGAUUGUUGGAUGCAGAAGCAACGAGAGCCGUUUCAUCUCCAGAAUUAACCAGAAGUCUCACCAGUUGCUACAAGACUCAAUCGAGUGACGAUCCAGCUCACACGGUUGAAGCAGAUAACCAGGAAGAGAUGCCUUCUGAGAAUGGUUUCUCCACCCGACAACCUUCCUCAGAUGGGGGGCAGGACUUGGACUUGCUCUGCCAGACCAACACCCCAAUGCUGACCUCAACUGUUGCAGAGCACCGUCGGGCCGUGCGUCCAUCCCGCCGAACGCAGGGAUCCCGCAACCCUCUUCGGGCUUUGGCAGCGCGCGAGGACAUCAGGCAGGACUUCAUGGGGCUCAACACGACCACUGAGGAAACGACGCAGUCAGAGAAAAGGUCUAAUAACUCUUCCAGCGCACACUUGAACACCUCCUCAUCAUACUCUCCAGAUCUACAGGAGUGUCAUCCGCCCUUCAGUAGUCCGAUGCUGCUUUUCAUAAAAGGAAGGCAGCAAGUCCAGGUCCGCCUGGCCGAGCCUUCGGCGAAAUCCUUGAACAGCGGAGACUGUUUCCUCCUGGUCACCACAGAGAAUUGCAUCCUGUGGAGCGGAAAGUCAGCCAACGGGAAGGAGAGAGCAAAGGCCGCGGAGUUGGCGUCUUUCAUUCAGAGCCACAAAGACCUCGGCUGUCAGGCUGCCCAGGUCGUCCACUUGGAGGAGGGCCUUAACUGCGACAGCAUCCAGGCCACUGACUUCUGGAACGUUCUUGGUGGAAGGACACCUUCUAGAGGAGCGUCUUCACUAGAAGAAGAUGAGCUGUACGAACGCGCCGCUGUGGAGUCCAACUGUGUUUACAGGCUGGUGGAGAACCGACUGGUACCUCAUGAACAGGCCUGGGCCUCCAUGCCGAGCGUGUCCGUGCUGGAGUCCAGUCAGGCGCUGGUGUUUGACUUUGGCAGCGAGGUGUACCUCUGGCUGGGGAAGGACGUCCCUGCCGGCAGCCGGAACGUGGCGCUCCAGCUGAGUCGGCAGGUGUGGGUCGGCGCCUACGACUACAGCAACUGUCGAGUCAACCCGUUGGAUCCCACACGGUGCAGCGCCAACGCACAGUUGAGGGGGGAAGGGCGUCCUGGCUGGGCUCUGUUUGGUGUCAUCUUGGAACACGAUGAGACGGCUCUGUUCAAAGAGAAGUUUGUGGACUGGACAGGAAGAAGCGAAGCCCAGGAAGAAGCUGCUCCAUCGGCUAAAGAGACUCAGUCUCUCUCAGUGCCGCCAUCAUGUGACCCCCUAAAGCCCUGCGACGCCAAGGCUUUGGUGUCGGGUGAAGCGGCGAGCGAGGACGGAGAGUCCCACACCGUGCUGGCUGGCGUCGACGUCCAGAGGGGCUACGGCGCUGUCACGCUGGAGGGAGGGGAGCGGGCGCAGCUGAGGACAGUGUGCGUGGACACGUGGCACGUCAACGAGUUUGAUGACUGCGAGGUCCCCGUGGAAAGCACGGGACAGCUCCACGAGGGAGACUCCUACGUGAUCCGUUGGUCGUACAGCAUCAGCACCACUGACGAGAGUGAACAAAAAGAAAGCACAGCCUUCUUCCUGUGGCGAGGUCGUCAUUCCGCUGUGAGCGGACGGGACACUGCUGCCUUUCUUUCCAUCGGGAUGAACAACAAUGAAGAAUCACAGGUUGUGGUCCAUCAAGGAAAAGAGCCUCCAUGUUUCCUGCAGCUUUUCCAGGGAGGUCUGGUGAUCCACAAAGGCCACAGGGAGACCAGCUCUGCUCCAACUGCAGACCAUGUAGGCUCCUGGCGGUUGUUCAGCGUUCGAGGGGAGCUCCCCGACGAGGGUUCGCUGCUAGAGGUGGAGCCCUGCUGUGCAGCCCUGCGCUCCAGGGGCUCGCUGAUCCUUGUCAACGGCCAGCAGGGGGUGCUGUACCUGUGGACUGGCUGUAAAGCGCUCGCUAGCUCCCGGGAGGUCGCCAAGACGGCGGUGGACCGCCUUGCUCAAGUGUGUCCACCGGAACUGGGUCUCGGUUGUCAAAGCAGCUCAGUGAAAAUACACACGGUAGAGGAAGGCUCGGAGCCUGAAGACUUCUGGGCGGGGCUGGGACACAUGGACAGGAAGGCCUACGACUGCAUGCUGCAAGAUCCAGGCAAAUAUAACUUCACUCCCCGCCUCUUCCGCCUGAGCGCCUCCUCUGGAAGCUUCUGUGCGGAGGAGCUGCACAGUCCCUUGCGUGUGCCCGGUGUGGUCAUGGCCUUGCCCUUUGUCCAGGAGACCUUGUAUAUGGCGCCACCGCCUGCUCUGUUCCUGCUCGACAACCACUUCGAGGUCUAUCUGUGGCAAAGAAACCAUCCUGUCCAGGAGCAGGAACAGAGGCGGGAAGACAGCUGGCGCAGCGAGAGGAAGUGCGCCAUGGAGACGGCACUGCGGUACUGCAAAGAGGCCAAUCCCAGACGCCCUCCACAGGCCUACUUCAUCCCGGAGGGCUCCGAACCUUUGACCUUCACUAAUGUGUUCCCCCGCUGGGAGAGGACCCAGGAAGGCCUGGCGCAGGGCAGCAUGGCCCGAUCCAAGCUGACCCCGGUGCGGGACGCCCUGGCCCAGCUCACGCGCACCCAGUAUCCCCUGGAGCGGCUGCUGCAAAGCCCCUUACCUGAUGGAGUGGACCCACGGCACCUGGAGGUCUACCUGUCGGAUCUGGACUUCAAGACCAUUUUGGAGAUGAAGCAAGAGGACUUUGCCUCCCUGUCAAGCCGGCAGCAAGCUGACCUGAAGCGAAACAAAGGACUGCUUUGCCAAAUAACAGACAAAUAGUAUGUGGAAAACACAAAAUAUGGUAUAUUUCAACUUUAUUUAUGUAAUUUAUGGACUUUUUAAACACGUACAGACACGUUUCCUAUCACUGAAUCUGUACAAAUCACAGGUAGACCGACUACGGAAAUAAUUCAGUGACAAUUAAUAAUGUAUGUGGUGCAUGGGUGCUGAGAAUAGAUGGAAUAAACAAUAUAUACACACGGAAAAAAAAAGGUUAAAUGUAUUCAGACACACUUGUGACAAACAAUUACAUUGGCGGACAUGUUGGUUUGCUUCAUCGCAGGACAACAUGAAAACUGUGCUCCGCCUCCAAUUUUUUUUCACCUUUUAAUGUCACCAGUGAAGAACAAGAUGAAGAAUGAAAGUGACGUUUCUGAAGUCACACUGGCUCACAAAUUGUUGGCCAGGUUCUGAUAGUCCGCUCAGCAGCAGAACAUUUUCUGGGGCUGGAUUAGCUCGCUAAGCCUUCAUGUGAUUGGAUUAAAGCCCACCACCACUGGGAGAUGGCCCACUUGAAGGGGACAUUUCCAGCUAUUGUUACAUAAAGUGGGUGCAAAGUGUACAUAAGAGAAGAUGAAGAAUG